AUGGCCGCUGCCGAAGUUGAAGAAGUAAUUACUAGAGAAGCCAUAGAAGACCUGAUUUAUUGUGGUUUCAAAAACAGUUAUCUGGUCAGCACAAAAGAGCCCAAGAGUGCACAGAUCAUGGAAACCUGCUUGAGGCUCUUCAGCAAGGAUUAUAAAUACUCUGUAAAUAUGAUUUCAUUCCGAUUAAUUAAUAAUACGGAUGGCAACCUAUGUGACCACUACCCAGAAAAGAUUGCUAUCUUAGAACAGCUUAAUACAGAGACUAAUACUAAUGAGAAAUUCAGAUCAUCAUACAAUGGCGUUGAGCUGCACAAUCUGAUAUACGAUGCUAAAAUAGGUCGUUGCCGAGAGAGAUUUGUGGUGCCUGUCAUACUGUUUGAAGGCAAGCACAUAUGUAGGUCAUCUACGUUGGCAGUUGCCAAAGAGAUGAUGCUCAGAUCGUGCAUGAAUGCUGUCUACUCCAUCACAACUCCAAGAAACCUUCCGUUUGACUCCGAUCAGAGUCAGGAGAGUGUCAUUAAAUGCUCACUUGAAGAUUUAACUGACGAAGAGAUACUAUCGCCUUAUGAUGUUGCCUCCCUUCUUGGUGCAAGGUCUAGUGAUAUUAAGCUGUUGAAGAUGUUCAAAGUGUCCUACAUAUUUGACCUCAUGGUUGAAGAUUGCAAGGUCAAGUACUACCUCAACUUCUCAUCAUCAGAGAAAGUCGAUGAUGAGUACCAAAAAUUCCGACUCUCAUCUUUGCCCUACCCCGGCUGUGAGUACUUCAAGGAGUGGAAGGAAAGAAAAUACGUGCCUGAGACUCUCGUUUUCAAUUGGAAGGCGGCCGAUAUAACAGCAACGUUCAAAUCUCCGGAAAAUCUUGACCCACCUGAAGGCAUUAAAUGGGAAGAUUAUAAGGAAUGGGAUUUGAUGACUCUGACGAGGAAUUACUUGAAGCUGAUACUGUACUACCUUAAAUUUAGUGACAGGAGUGUACUGGUCCACUGCAUUUCAGGAUGGGAUAGGACGCCUCUAUUCAUCUCGCUACUCAGGUUAACCUUAUGGGCAGACGGAGCAAUCCACCAGUCACUAUCAGUCCUUGAGAUGUUGUACCUCACUGUGGCUUAUGAUUGGUAUCUUUUUGGACACUGUUUUCCUGUACGAAAUAAAAGAGGAGAAGAAAUUUUUCUCUUUUGCUUCACUUUCCUGAAAGAGAUCCUGAAUGAUGAGUACAACAUCUACGAAAUAUCUCAAAACUUGUCUUCCACAGUACCAGGAGAAUCUGUUCAAGAACAACAAGAGAAGAAUAGUGAUAGUACACCAGCAUCUGCUCUAUCAUUGGCCGAUCAGUUGAAAAAUGCCGACCAAUCAGACACCACCAACUCUUCAAAAAAGGGUUGCAAUAAUCAACAGCAACAGCAGCAGCAGCCCACCACUGACGACAUCAACGACCCUUACAUCAUCAACGACAAUGACAGCGCUUCACUCUUCCUGACAUCUUCCGAUCAAGCCGCGGAUGACGUCAACAAGAAUGACAGCUUCAAUAUGGCCGACACGUCCGCCGAAAACGAUUUUGAGAACAUUUCCAUCUCGGAGAUCGACGAACAUUCGACGUCUGCGUCCACCAAGUCGACGUCGGUGCCCAUCAAGGUGAAGAGGCAGCCUCUGCAGGAACAACAAAAUUCUCAACUAUCAAAUGUUUCGCCUCUCAAUACAACCUUUAGUCGGUCUCCUGAUUAUGAAUUUGCUCCUGCAUUUUGCUACAGCACUUUUGAUCAUGUGCUUCAUGUCGUCUGGCGAGGCGACCAGCCGCAGUCAGAACGUCGAGAGAAAUUGAUGGAGUUGAGGACCAUCUUUCAUGAGUUGUACAAGAACGCGCUGAACCGUGCACAGACGGCGGACAGCGAAGGCCUUCUCCAGACUGUUUUCUCUUAUUUGUCCAUACUAUCUUAA
Molecule: messenger RNA, 1932 nt
Organism: Helobdella robusta
Lineage: Eukaryota; Metazoa; Annelida; Clitellata; Rhynchobdellida; Glossiphoniidae
Exons: 19
Coding region: 1-1932 (643 amino acids)
Biological process (GO): dephosphorylation
Molecular function (GO): phosphatidylinositol-3-phosphate phosphatase activity
Source: RefSeq, a predicted model, not a curated record